This is a messenger RNA of Capsaspora owczarzaki ATCC 30864, 1239 nucleotides long. RefSeq lists its product as hypothetical. The transcript has 2 exons. The record is from RefSeq and is a predicted model, not a curated record. The coding region runs from base 1 to 1239 and encodes 412 amino acids. NCBI's taxonomy places the organism in Eukaryota, Filasterea, Ministeriida, Capsasporidae.
AUGAACCCACUGGGCACACCGGGCGGAGUCGUCAGUCCGCGGAACGAGCGGGCCUUCGACCUGCUGCGGGAGGCUAGACAGGCCAAGGACGCCGACUCUCCUCGCUUUUUCAAGGCCGCCGUGCUGAAAACCUACUUUACACCUUGUGCUGACAUCAGUGGACCAGGUGGCGCGGGAGCCAAGGAGACGAAACCGACCAUCAGGCAGCUGGAGGCGAUUUUCGAGGUCCCGCGAUCUACUGUCGGCAAAUGGAUCGCGCAUCACCGCCAUCAAGCCGAUCUCUUCGCCCGUUCUACCCUCGAUCAGGCAGUUGAUCUAGUUCAGGAUGACGCCAUCUCGGGGGACCGCAGCGUCUUCCUCCGGUCGGAGGAGCUCAAGAUCGUUAACUACCUUUUUGUUCGGAGCGCAUUUGCUCACGUCGCCCUCACCAAACCCAAUACAAUCGAACUCUUCAUGCGCCUGUCUCAAGUUCCACGACCAGAUGGAAAGCCUCGCCGCCAGUUCGGUCCCAACGGCCCGAGCGAGUCGUUUUUGGAGCGGUUUUUCGCCGAGUUUUCCGACGAACUCCGCUGGAUCACUGCACACUCGAUCGAAACCAUUCGUACGGCCGCGAUGAACGAGGAAACCCUCAGAAGCUUCUUUGAGCGCCUGCAGGAGCUUUGCGACAAGUCUGGAGGGAAGCUGUGGGCCGAGCCUGGGCGGAUUUUCAGCUGCAUUCCAUCGCUUCUCACAUUCGAGGAGUUGCUGCGAGCGCCCCCGCUGACACCGUCGUCGAGCUGCACCGAGCCUGCCACUGUCCGAACCGUCAAGCAGAACAAGGCCUACUCGCCCCAAGAUGCGGCACAGCGUGCUGCCCAGCACGAGCGAGAAGCUCGGGAACAAGAAAAGGCUCAGGUUGCGCCUCUCAUGGAGGAGUACAACCGGGCAAUGCGGACCUACGAAGACAAAAUCGAGCCCGUCAUGAAUCAGCAGGACCAACUCAAGUCGACGAUCGCUGCCGACCAGGCCCGGCUCGCAGAACUCGAGGCAGACGACUCGGCAGCCGCUCUGGUUGCAGACGUGCGUGCGCAACUUCACGCGAACCAGCAGAGGCUCGCCAAAGUCAACGCGACCGUGAAGCAAAUGGUCGCCGCAAAACCCAAGCGCCCCGACGUCCGACACGUCCGCGCGCUUGCCGCCUCGAAAGCAGCAGCUGCGGCACCGGCUUUGCAAUCGGUUGCGACGAUGGCGGUUGAGUAG